Molecule: messenger RNA, 1135 nt
Organism: Schistocerca americana (American grasshopper)
Lineage: Eukaryota; Metazoa; Arthropoda; Insecta; Orthoptera; Acrididae
Exons: 8
Coding region: 22-1116 (364 amino acids)
Source: RefSeq, a predicted model, not a curated record
GUGUGUCUCGCUGCCUCUUCUAUGAGGUGCGACUCACACGGCUUCCAACAUCCUCUGCUGUUACCAAGGCAUCGUAGAAGUCUAAUCUACACAGAAGACAGCUAUGUUGAGCUGUUCGUCUCACUGGCGUGGCCGGUGCCUCUGGAGAACGAGAACGUGGUGGCUUCGCUGGGCUUAACGGCCGACUACGACCUGCCCACCAACGCCAGUCAGCUCUACGAGCCGUACACCGUGGGCCGCGCGUCCAGGGCGGCGGCUGCGAGGGGCCGCGGCUUCGGACGUCUCGCCGUGUACAACGCGAUAGAAAAGUAUUUCACCAGGUAUGGUUUCGAGGGACGUGAUUGCCUACAGCGAACUAUAUGUGAAGUGGCAACAACGUCGGUUCGACACAACGGUUUGGUCGGCGAUCUUCUACACAUUAUAUUCACGCCGUCGACAUCUGCAGACGCGGAGCUGCCGGUGGCGUACCUGGAGGCGGAGGAGGCGGGCCGGCGGGGGGGCUGUGGCGCGCGCUUCCCGAGCUGCCCACACUCGCCGCUAGAUCUCGUCUCGGUCGACCUCGGCUCUCUGUGGUGCCUGCUUCUGGGCUCCUUCUUCAGUCAGAGCUCGGCCGAGUGGGAGCGACUGCUGUCCAGGCAGCGCAGGAAAGUGCUCUUCGUCGAUGCCAGCAGCAUGGGGAUACUGCUCGCGCUUGCGACGCCGAUCGACCUUCCGGGUCGGGACGUGUCCUUUUCGUACAACUUUGAAGCCAAUUACGCUCUGCCGAGCAACCUGACGCAGCUGCUCGAGUACGAUUUCACGCUGGUGCGGAGACAACGCUCCCUAGACCGACGCUCGGCCUACAGCCUGCUGGAGAAGCGCUUCGAGAGGGAAGGUCUAACGGGCCGUGCAUGCAUUCUCAGGACGGUCUGUGAAGUUGCAGAGACACCUUUAAGGCACAACGGCCUCGUCGGAGAUCUUAUGCACAUUUUCUUCACGCCUUCCACGUCGACGGAGGAGGGCCUGCCGCUGGAGUUCUCCGAGGCCGAGGAGCGCGGCAGGGCGGGGGCCGACUGCGCUGUCGCCUACCCCGCCUGCAGACACAGCCCGCUCGACCUGGUGUCCGUCGUCAUAUGACGUCACCGGCCCACCGCUG